Molecule: messenger RNA, 840 nt
Organism: Phaeoacremonium minimum UCRPA7
Lineage: Eukaryota; Fungi; Ascomycota; Sordariomycetes; Togniniales; Togniniaceae
Product: putative short chain oxidoreductase protein
Exons: 2
Coding region: 1-840 (279 amino acids)
Molecular function (GO): oxidoreductase activity
Source: RefSeq, a predicted model, not a curated record
AUGUCUCGUGUGGCACCUCUAGUCUGGCUAAUAACUGGAGCCUCGAAUGGCUUUGGGCUGGCGCUCAGUCGGAAGGCUCUCAGAGCUGGACACAAUGUCGUCGGGACUGUGCGUAACAAGGGGCGCUCCGCGGAGGCUGUCAAGUCGAUUGAGUCUCUUGGUGGAAAGAUCAUCGAGUUAGACAUGACCGAGUCACAGAAGAGCAUUAUCGACAAGAUCCAAAAAGCCGAAACCCUAUAUGGAACGAUUGAUGUUCUUGUCAACAAUGCAGGCGACUCAGAGACCACGGUCCAGAUGCGGACCAACUUCUUCGGCCCCCUCUAUGCAAUCCAGGCGGUCCUCCCUGGCAUGCGAACUCGGCGCACUGGCACCAUCAUCAACGUGAGCAGCGUUGGCGGGCAGGAUGGCAAUCCAUCCUGCGGUCUGUACGCGGCGAGCAAGUUCGCUCUCGAGGGCCUCAGCGAGGCACUGUCGAAGGAAAUGGCCGAGUUCGGCAUCUCAACGCUCGUCGUGGAGCCGGGUCAGUUCCGAACGAACUUCCUUAAUGCGUUUGUGCUAAACGAGAGCGGGCUGAGUGAGCCAUAUCGCGGAACAGCUGUCGAUGAGGCCAUUGGGAAGUUUCAGUCAAUGGCAGGAAAGCAGAUUGGAGAUCCGGAGAAGGCUGUAGACGUCAUCUUCGAGGUCGUCACUGGAGAAGGUCUGGCGGGCUCGCUGAAGGGAAAGAUCUUGAGGCUGCCGCUGGGCAUUGAUGCCCUGAAGAGGAUCAGGGGGAAGGUCGAGCAUGUUAGCAAGGACUUGGACGCGACCUGGGAGAUAGCAACGGCAACAGCGUAUGAUUAG